This is a messenger RNA of Procambarus clarkii (red swamp crayfish), 1170 nucleotides long. RefSeq lists its product as uncharacterized. Gene Ontology annotation, molecular function: carbon-sulfur lyase activity. NCBI's taxonomy places the organism in Eukaryota, Metazoa, Arthropoda, Malacostraca, Decapoda, Cambaridae. The record is from RefSeq and is a predicted model, not a curated record.
CACUCUGACAGCGUUAAGGCUGCGACACUCACGUCUCCCAAGUGCCAGCUUGCAGCCUGGGCAGCCGUCCACAAGCCUCUUACAAGACCCAAGUGUAAUUCUUAUUUCUCUUGUCCUACCGGCCGGGGGAGGCCACAGCCACCAACAUGCAAGGCCAGACGCCGCGAGGAGGCACGAGAUACGAAGGCGGCUGCCAUUGCGGCGCCGUCAGGUUCCAGGUCCUCGCCCCGUCCACCUUCACCGUCAUAGACUGCAACUGCAGCAUCUGCCAAAAAAAGCAAAACAAACAUUUCUUGGUACCGUCCAGCUGCUUCAAGCUGCUGCAGGGACACAACGCCCUCACCACCUACUCCUUCAACACCCACACCGCCAAGCACAGCUUCUGCGCCACCUGCGGCGUCCAGGGCUUCUUCAUCCCCGCCAGUCCCCCGGACUCUUACGGAGUGGUACCUCACUGCCUGGACGACGGACCCGUCAGAACCAUCACCUACAAGAAGGUCGACGGUAAGAACAAUGUUCAGGCCUCCGCUCACGACUCAAGCGACACCAGCAAAACCUCGGACACGUCAGGCCAGACAGAUGACAAGAACUCCAAACAGCCAUCAACACCGAUCAGCACCCUACGCAGCAUGAUAGAGGGUAGACUUCAUAUACUCUCCAGCCCCAAGACAGGCGACAAGGCCCACAAAAGAGCAAGCCAAAAGAACUCCUUUACUGAUAAGCAUGACGCUAGUAGCCACGCAUCCUCUUCCUCGGCGAGCCCCGCCAGCACCAGGUCCGGCAGCAGCAGCAUCCCGGACACCCCCAAGAGGCUACCGCAGAAUGUAGCGCCCAGCACCAGGACCCGGGCGGAGACUACACAAAACUCCAGCGUCAUUGUCAUUGGUAACAAGAAGGAAGGAGAGUCAUCACAAGCGUCAACAGCCAUCACGGUCGUCGGGAAGACCCAGGGAGUGACGACCCCACACAGGAAUUUCAUCGUCACCAAGGUCGAUGACAAGAACUAUGUGCAGUUCCUGCACAUGAACUCCAUACCGAGACAAGACAACGAAGUCAGUUUAUUGUGACAUUAAACCACUGACAGUUUACAUUAACAAAACAUUAAGCAUUAACAUUAAGCAAAACACGUUAGAAAUGUCCAUUGGAAUGUACCAAUAAAUAAUUAACCAU